Messenger RNA from Pichia kudriavzevii, 3084 nucleotides. RefSeq lists its product as uncharacterized. Gene Ontology annotation, biological process: fructose 1,6-bisphosphate metabolic process; canonical glycolysis; fructose 6-phosphate metabolic process. The record is from RefSeq and is a predicted model, not a curated record. Gene Ontology annotation, cellular component: mitochondrion; 6-phosphofructokinase complex; cytoplasm. Gene Ontology annotation, molecular function: 6-phosphofructokinase activity; identical protein binding; monosaccharide binding. The coding region runs from base 1 to 3084 and encodes 1027 amino acids. NCBI's taxonomy places the organism in Eukaryota, Fungi, Ascomycota, Pichiomycetes, Pichiales, Pichiaceae. The transcript has a single exon.
AUGUCAAAGAUAUCAAACUUUGAGUCCGGUGUGGAUUCAGUUUCUAAUGUUUUAUAUACAUCGUUUACGGUCAACAAAACAUCAGAUUACACAUCAUUAAUCAAGUUUUACAAUUCCUUAGGCUUCAAGAUCAUCAAAACAUAUUCCAAGGAGGAGUCAUUGACGAGCUCUAUCGAUAUACAAGGUGUCUCGACAGACUCUAGAAAGGAAUGCUGGCUGGAAUCAUUCCCUAUUACCAGGACCGACUCCAACGGUAAGAUUAUUCCAUUCCAAGAAACUAUUGAAUAUAAGUAUCCUCAAUUGACACCUCAGUUGGCAAAGUUGAAUAAGGGUGUUGUUUUGAAAAUCAGGUUGGUUUCUCAUGAUGUUCAUAAAAAUCCUGAGUUACCAGGUAGGUUAAUUAUUUUCACAUCUCAAUUGAAGGAUGUUGCAAAGUUGGUUGAGUCACUAAAUCUUCCUAUUAUCAAGCCAUCCCCAUUAGAGAAGAAUAGGAUCGAAUUUUUUAUUGAAGACCCUGUUGGUAAUUUGGUUGGCUUUACUAAUAAAGUCAACAACAAAACAAUUGAUUCUAAUGAUGAAUUCUUCGCAAGUGAUGAAGAAAUCAAAAAGUUCAAGCAGACUCAAGAAGAAAACCUCAUCAAAAACGCAUCACAAACAAAGAAAAGAAUUGCAGUUUUAACUUCCGGUGGUGAUUCUCAAGGUAUGUGUGCAGCAGUUAGAAGUGUUGUACGUGCUGGUAUUUACCUCGAUUGUGAAGUUUUCGGGUGUUACGAAGGUUACUCGGGUUUGGUUAAAGGUGGUGAGCUUUUAAGGAAACUAGAGUGGAGUGAUGUUAGAGGUUGGUUAUCUCUAGGAGGAACAUUGAUCGGUACUGCGAGAUGUAUGGAAUUUAGAGAAAGAGAAGGCAGAUUACAAGCAGCUAAAAAUAUGAUUAUCAAAGGUAUUGAUGCGUUGGUUGUUUGUGGUGGUGAUGGUUCACUUACUGGUGCUGAUUUAUUUAGAAGUGAGUGGCCUUCAUUGGUUGAAGAGUUAGUCACUAAAAAGAUCCUAACUGACGAACAGGUCAAACCUUAUAGAAACUUAACAAUCGUCGGGUUGGUGGGUUCCAUUGAUAAUGAUAUGGCACUGACUGACAACACGAUUGGUGCGUACUCUUCGUUGGAAAGAAUUUGUGAGAUGGUUGAUUAUAUCGACUCCACUGCUUCAUCACAUUCCAGAGCGUUUGUGGUUGAGGUCAUGGGUAGAAACUGUGGUUGGUUGGCUUUAAUGGCAGGUAUUUGUUGUGGUGCGGACUACUCCUUUUUACCCGAGAGACCUCCAAAUGCAGAAACUUGGAAGGAUGAGUUGAAGGAAAUCUGUCUAAGACAUAGAGGUAAAGGUAGGAGAAAGACUACCGUUAUUGUUGCAGAAGGUGCGAUAGACAACCAACUAAAUAAAAUCACCAGUGAGAAUGUCAAGGAUUGUUUGGUUGAGAUUGGUCUUGACACCAGAAUCACCAAACUAGGUCACGUCCAAAGAGGUGGUACAGCGGUUGCGAUCGAUAGAUUCUUGGCUACCUUACAAGGUGUUGAAGCAAUCAAGGCAGUUUUAGAGAAUACACCUGAGACUCCAUCACCAAUGAUUGGUAUCCAAAACAAUAGAAUUGUUCGUAUACCGUUAGUCGAGGCUGUUAAAACUACUAAGAGUGUUGCAACAGCGAUCAAGGAGAAGAGAUUUGAUGAUGCAAUGUCCUUGAGAGAUUCUACCUUUAAGGAAUUCUACAAGAACUUUCUUUCAAUUUCUCAGGAUGAUGAUGAUAAAAAGUUAUUACCAGUGGAGGAAAGAUUGAAUAUUGGUAUAAUUCAAGUUGGUGCGCCAACAGCAGCUUUGAAUCCAGCAACUAGAGCAAUUGUACUUUACUUAUUAUCCAAGGGACACAAAGCAUAUGGAAUUGAAAAUGGUUUCCAAGGAUUAAUCAGCCAUGGUUCAUUCAGAGAUUUAAGUUGGAUUGACGUUGAAGAAUGGCAUAAUCUUGGUGGAUCAGAGUUGGGUACAAACAGGGUUCUCCCAAAUGAAGACAUUGGAUCCGUUGCAUAUCAAUUACAAGAGAAAAAGAUUGAUGGGUUAAUUGUUAUUGGAGGUUUUGAAGCAUACCAAUCUGUCAAGCAGUUGAAGGAUGCAAGUAAAACCUACCCAAUUUUUAAUAUGCCAAUUGUCUGUUUACCAAGUACAGUAUCAAAUAACGUGCCAGGUACUGAGUAUUCUCUUGGUGUCGAUACUUGUUUGAAUGUGCUAGUCAACUAUUGUGAUGCUGUGAAGCAAAGUGCGUCAUCAUCACGUCGCCGGGUGUUUGUUAUCGAAGUCCAGGGUGGAAAUUGCGGAUACAUUGCAUCAUAUAUUGGAGUUGUUACAGGUGCAUUAGCAGUCUACACUCCAGAGCAUAAUAUCUCAUUGAAGACGAUAGAGGAAGAUUUGGAAUUGUUGGAGAAGACCUUUGCCAAUGACCAUGGUGAUGAGAGAUCUGGACGUAUCUUCAUUCGGAAUGAGAAGGCCAGUGAUGUUUACACCACACAGUUGAUUGCCGAUAUUAUCAUGGAGAACGCACAUGGCAAGUAUGAAAGCCGUACCGCCAUUCCCGGCCAUGUUCAACAGGGUAAGAUACCAUCUAGUUUUGAUAGAACCAGUGCAGUUAGGUUUGCUAUCAAGGCAUGUGAGUUCAUUGAGGAGAAGCACGCAGCAAUUUCCAAGAAGAUCUCCGAAUACAAUUCCGAGCAUUUGAUCCUACCCAACACCUCAGAGAAUUCUAAUGGUGAAGAAGCAAUAGACGGUAAAUUCAAGCAUUUCGAGAAUAAGGAUUUCUUCAAUACGGAGAAGAGAUUACUGUAUGUUUAUCACCACGGUAAGAGGAUUCUAGUUGCAGACGACAACAACGCGGUUGUCUGUGGUAUACAAGGCACCAAUGUUGCAUUCAGAGACAUCAACGACGUUUGGGAGAGCAACACCAAUGUGAAAUUGAGAAAGGGUAACGAGAUUCAUUGGGAUAAGUUAAACCAGGUGGGAGAUAUGUUGAGUGGGAGAUUAAUGAUUCGUGAAAACAAGAACUGA